Messenger RNA from Lagopus muta (rock ptarmigan), 3292 nucleotides. Its product is annotated as zinc finger protein 501-like. The record is from RefSeq and is a predicted model, not a curated record. Gene Ontology annotation, biological process: regulation of transcription by RNA polymerase II. The transcript has 2 exons. Gene Ontology annotation, molecular function: DNA-binding transcription factor activity, RNA polymerase II-specific; RNA polymerase II cis-regulatory region sequence-specific DNA binding. Bases 1186 to 2436 code for a protein of 416 amino acids. Lineage: Eukaryota; Metazoa; Chordata; Aves; Galliformes; Phasianidae.
CAGCACAAGCCCAUCUCUCCCUUUCUUACUGUACUGUGCAAUGCUGAAGGCCACGUCUCCACUGUGGGGAUGCAGGGCUCUCCUGCAGCCUGACCCAGCGCACCCAGUAGGUCCUUGUCUGUCAGCAGGACAUUGAGCCCAGGUAGGGAUUUCCCAAACUCUGCUUCGAUCCCCUCUGGCUAAUUCCUUCUUGGAAGGAGUUGGCUGUUAUCGUCCCUUGAAGUUUGUCUUGUUCACUGAACUUCUGCAGUGAAGUGUCUGUAAUGCCACCUAGGGCGGAUGUUUGCUGUUCACCUAACAGAAACCUUCCUGGAAAUGUUCUUCUUUUGUGCUAUUUGACUGCUCAUUUUGGAAGAUCUUCAGUAAUUUGCACAGUUGAUAGCAGGAGUUUGUGUUUCUUACCUACAGAACAAGAUUUCUUACCUACAGAACAGUUCAGAGUUGUCACUCUGAUUUGGGCAGAUGAAAAAUGACCCCAAUCCCGUUUCCUGCAAUGUCUUUGUCAUGCAGCCAGCAGUAUUUGCUAUGACUGUUUUUCUCCCUGUGCCAACACAAACACCCAGAUCCCUUCAUUUUUUUCUUCUUAUUAGAUCUCUAGAAAGCUGAUCUGCCUUUUAUUUUGGGCAAGAAAAGCCCUAAACAUUAAAUGCCAAUGUGAAACACAGCUGACGUGACAGAAACCUCUGCUCCUGCUGCACCAGCACAGGUGAUGCAUCUGUAUUUCCCUAGGAGCUGACAGAGUGAAGGACGUCUCCCUGUCACAUUGGGGACCUCCAAAGCCUCUGGACCCAGGUGAGGCAUUAACAGAAUGUGGAUACUUUGUAUGUUCCCAACUGCACUAUAGGGGAGCCCUGCAUCUUCUUGGACUUGCCCUCUUCUCACCUGUAAGACCAGCCAGCACAAGCUGCAGAGGUGGCAGAAGGACGUGAACAGCACGCCUCGAACUGCAGCUAACGUCUCCCUCUGGGUGUGAUUUCUCCUGUACACACCAACGUGCUGACACCGGAGCCAGGAGGAGGAGAAAUGUAAACCCAAAAGGGCUGACUGAGCGCCGGGGUGAGCUUUGAAACAGAGGCCAUCUGUGAGACCAGGGAUAUCGUGCUGGGAGCUUGACUUACACACCUUCUGCUAUUGCAAGAGAUUGUCCUUGGCUGGAGAAAUACAGAACAGCUUUGUUCUGGGGAGAUGUGUGGGCUGGCCGUCCUGGGAGAGCCUCGCUGGACUCCGACACUGCUAAUACCGAUAGCUGAGGAUGGGAUUGAGAGCAAGAAAGAGGAGACUCCCCACUGGGGCAUUCCUGGGCCAGCAAAGCCUGAGGGUUUAGUGUCAGCACUACCCAAGGAGAAGAGUUCUUACAGUCCUGAACAGGACUCGGUUCACCUACACAGGUCAGAAAGGGCUCAGAAACCUCCCCUGGGGAAGAGGCACAGCCGGGUGAUGGUACGUGGAAAGAGCUUCAGGAGGCUGCCAGAUAUCAUCCAGCAGAGAAAUCCUGCUGCGGCGAGACUGACAAUAUGUGGGGACUGCGGGAAGAGCUUCCGGGUGAGCUCCAACCUCAUCCAGCAUCGGAGAAUCCACACUGGAGAGAAACCCUUUGCCUGCACCGACUGCGGGGAGAGCUUCAGGCAGCGGUCACACCUCAUCCAGCACCAGAGGACCCACACUGGGGAGCGGCCCUACGCCUGUGCCGAGUGUGGGAAGAGCUUCAGCAUGAGCUCCAAACUGAUCCGCCACCAGGUAACCCACACGGGGGAGAAGCCCUACAAAUGCACAGAGUGUGGGAAAUGCUUCUCUGGGAACUCCCAGCUUGUCCAGCACCAACGGGUGCACACUGGGGAGAAACCCUAUGAGUGCAGCGACUGCGGGAAGAGCUUCAGCGUGAGCUCAGCCCUCACACGGCACCAGCGGGUCCACACCGGGGAGAAACCCUACAAGUGUGUGGAGUGCGGGAAGAGCUUCAGCCAGAGCUCCGAGCUCAUGAAGCACCAGCGGGUCCACAGCGGGGAGAAACCCUACGAGUGCUCCGAGUGCGGGAAGAGCUUCACGGUGAGUUCUGCCCUUAUCCAGCACCGGCGGUUCCACCUGGGCGAGCGCCCUUACGGCUGCACCGAGUGCGGGAAGAGCUUCACGGUGAGCUCCCACCUCAUCCAGCACCGCCGCUUCCACACCGGGGAGCGGCCCUUCGAGUGCGCCGAGUGCGGGAAGAGCUUCUUGUGGAGGUCGGCCCUGCUCCGUCACCGCAGGGUCCACACCGGGGAGAGGCCCUACGCCUGCUCCGACUGCGGGGACAGCUUUCGGCAGAGCGCCCACCUCAUCCAGCACCGCCGCAUCCACAGCGGGGAGCGGCCCUACAGCUGUGCUGACUGCGGGAAGGGCUUCACCGUCAGCUCCGCGCUGCUCCGGCACCGGCAGAUCCACCGGGGAGGGGAGCCCUAGGAGGACCGAGGGCAUGCGGUGGUUUGGCCCGAUGCUCGCUGCCAUCCCUGGGAGCAGAGCUCAGCGUCUCUCUCUCCUUGCACUAUUGAGUGUGCUGCUUGUCGGGGGUGAAAGCUAUUUCUUUUUAAGAGAACAAAUCCUGAAAGGUAGGGAUGGAGGAAGGUUGCAAAGAGCUGAGCUGGAGGUGGGGAAAGGAGGUGGGAUAGCUCUUGGCAGAGGAGGAAGUCAUUUGAGAAGGGCAGAAUAUCAUCAGCGGGGUGUUUUAGAGGAAGGGAAAUACGCUGCCUCUCCUCUCCUUGGAGAGCUGACAGAGGGAGGGAUCUCAGAGCCUGUAAAGCUCUGAUUUGGGUAAAGAAAAGCUGCUUUCUUCCGUGGUUCUGAUCGACGUUCUCCAGAUUGAGGGCUGUGCCCGCAGCAUGGAGAAGCCCAAAGCCCCGUGCCGCUGCCACCCAUGGCUGUCUGACGGUGUGCCGGGUCACAGAGCAGUCGGUCUGAGGUGUCCGUCUGUCCGUCCGUAGCCUGCGGCUGCGUUGGGGCUCCUUUUGGGGCUGCCCCCUCGCCGGGCUGUGGGCGGAGCAGCCGCACGGCGCUCCCUGACGGCAUCCCGGACUUUCAGCUUUGAAGAUGUGACAGUUGAGCGCUCUUUCCGAAUGUGAAUAAGCAUUAAAUCGUACGUUAAUGAGGUUUAAUUAUUUCUAAAACUUGUAAAUAAAACCCUUCACUAAAAAGCAUUUUCACCGUGCAUCUUUAGCCCCCGCCGUGUAGCCUGGGCUUUGCUCCUGCCAUCCUCGCUUACGUUUCAUCUCGGAGCGGAGCAGCCCGAUCAGCUCCGGACGCGAACCCGGCGACGUGUGGU